AGCCGCUUGAUGAUUGUACUUUUGGUCACCACCUCUUUGCUACCAUAUUCGACAAAAUGGCCGGCCUUCUCAAGAAGUUUGGCAUUGGGUCCUCCCCUCAGGUCAGCGAAGGUGUCGCUGUCGACGAGAUCCAGAGCUCCGGUGCUUCUAGUCCAAAGAUGGGCGAGAAGAACGAAAAGGACGUUGGUGUCUCGUCGUCCCACGAAUUGCCAGAAGCAGAAGCUGCCAGACGCCUCAAAGGUGUGUUUCGUGUACUCACUAUCGACUUCACGAGACUAACUGAAUUCACAAGCGUUCAAGCGCAAUGCCGACGCACUCUGGGACCCCAACCUUGAGAGCGAGGUUAUGCAUGAUGUUGAAGAGGCUGUUGGACACCACGAUAAGGAUGCCGAGAACAAUCUCGUCCAUGAGAUGAUGGACAACUCUCCAUACCCAGAAGUCAGAGCUGCUGUCAGAAAUUAUGACGUUGAUCUGCCUUGUAACACCAUCAGGAUGUGGGUCAUCUCGAUGCUGAUGACCACCAUUGGUUCCGGCUUGAACAUGCUCUUCUCGCUUCGUUCGCCCUCAAUCACUAUUACCUCUUACGUUGCUCAACUCAUCGUCUAUCCUGUCGGUCUUGGAUGGGACAAAGUUAUGCCCAACCGCGAAUUCAACACUUUUGGUGUUAGGUGGAACCUCAAUCCUGGUCCAUUCAACUUCAAGGAACACGCCAUGAUCGUCAUCAUGGCUAACGCCUCAUUUGGAACUGGUGUCGGAUACUUCACAGAUAUCCUCCAGGCUCAGCGUGGUUUCUACAAGUUCAACUGGGGUUGGGGCUUUGGUGUGCUAGUGGCUCUGAGUACUCAGUGUGUUGGAUUCGGUCUCGCUGGUCUGUUCUCCAGAUGGCUCGUUGAGCCUGCGGGUAUGAUCUGGCCUCAAGACUUAGUCAACUGCGCAUUCAUGUACACCCUCCACGACAACUCCAAGACUGACCCUGCAAAGACAAAUGGCUGGAGUAUCAGCAGAUAUCGCUGGUUCUUCUACGUUUUCAUGGGAUCUUUCCUCUACUACUGGUUCCCUGGUUAUAUCGCUCAGUUCCUGAGUGUCUUUGCAUUCCCUACCUGGAUCGCCCCCAACAACAUCACUGUCAACAAGGUCUUUGGAGGCUACAGUGGUAUGGCCCUACUGCCUAUCACCUUCGACUGGACUCAGAUCACUGGUUACGUGUUCAGUCCCCUGAUCCCUCCAUGGCACGCUAUUGGAAACACCUUGAUCGGUCUCGUUCUCUUCUACUGGAUCACUGCUUCGGCAGUUCACUUCAGUGGUACCUGGUACGCUGAUUACCUGCCCUUCAGUGACUCAAGCUCUUACGACAACACUGCCUCGGUCUACAACGUCUCUAAGAUUCUCACCCCUGAGAUCACCCUUGACCUUACCAAGUACAAGGAGUACUCUCCUCUCUUCUUGUCAACUACUUUCGCGCUCUGUUACGGUCUCUCUUUUGCUGCCAUCUCUGCCGUCGUCGUUCACACCAUUCUCUUCCACGGAAAGUUCAUCAUGGACAGAUGGCGACGCUCUCGCGAUGAUAUGCGCGAUGUCCACCAGGAAAUGAUGGAUAAGUACCCCAAGGUACCUGCUUGGUGGUUCUUGUCCCUGUUGGCUGUCUGUAUCGGUCUUUCGUUUGCCACGAUCUACGCAUAUCCGACAGAGAUGAGCUGGUGGGCACUUAUCCUUGCCUUUAUCAUCUCCUUCGUUUGGUUUGUGCCGAUUGGCAUGGUGCAAGCUAUCACCAACGUUCAGCUUGGUCUGAACGUAUUCACCGAGUUCUUGAUCGGUUACAUGCAACCUGGCAAGCCCAAUGCUAUGAUGCUGUUCAAGACUUACGGUUACAUCACCAUGACCCAAGGUCUUGCCUUCACCCAGGAUAUGAAGCUUGGUCACUACCUCAAGGUACCUCCACGCACCAUGUUCCUUGGUCAGCUGAUCGCCACCAUCUGGUCUUGCAUUGUUCAGCUUGCAGUCUUCGAGUGGGCUUUCGGUGGCGGUAUCAAGGACCUUUGCGCUCUGCACCAGACCAAUCACUUCACCUGCCCUGGAGGUAGAGUCUUCUACAACGCCAGUGUCAUUUGGGGUGUCAUCGGCCCCGCACGCAUGUUCAGCGGUGACUCCACCUACAAGAACCUCCAAUACUUCUGGCUCGCCGGUGCCGCUGCACCUAUCAUCUUCUACUUCGCAGCCAAGCAGUGGCCUAAGUCACCUGUUCGCUUCCUCAGCGCUCCUCUGAUCUUCGGUGGUACUGGACAGAUCCCUCCUGCCACUCCUUUGAACUACCUGUCUUGGGGUAUUGUUGGCUUCAUCUUCAACAAGUUCAUCAGAAACAGAUACAGAGGAUGGUGGAUGCGUUUCAACUACAUCACCUCUGCUGCGCUUGACUCAGGUCUUGCUAUAUCGACCAUUUUGAUUGUGUUGACCAUCAGUUUGACCAACACCGAUGCUCCCAACUGGUGGGGCAAUGUCGGCGUCUACAACACGAUGGACUACCUGGGUACCGCUGUCGCAAAGGUCUUGCCUGAGGGCGCUACCUUCGGUCCAUCCACGUGGUAGAGAGAGAGGGGGGGGGAAGAGAUUUUUGUGUUGAGUGAUGAGUUUGACGGAAUGUCUCUCGCUUCAGGAUAAAUCUUGUUAAGCAGCAAUUUUGAAUAAUUAAUAUAUGAUGUUGCAUACCUUGGUGUCUAUUCUGAUUGUCUUUGGUCUCUAUUACACACAAC
Aureobasidium subglaciale EXF-2481 is the source of this 2747-nucleotide messenger RNA. RefSeq lists its product as uncharacterized. The record is from RefSeq and is a predicted model, not a curated record. Lineage: Eukaryota; Fungi; Ascomycota; Dothideomycetes; Dothideales; Saccotheciaceae. Bases 346 to 2583 code for a protein of 745 amino acids. The transcript has 4 exons. Gene Ontology annotation, molecular function: oligopeptide transmembrane transporter activity. Gene Ontology annotation, biological process: transmembrane transport.